AUAUAUUAGCAUUUGACUCAUAUAAGCAGAGUUACCAGAAUAGGAAGUGAAAAUGUUAUUAAUAUAGAUCGGGGAUACGUGCAGGGCUCUCAAUAACAGAACAGCGCGACACUGAGCGGUUUACGAGCAGUUGUGAAGCCAUACUGCAGUCAUGCUCAAAUCCCGUCCUCUCCUUACACUCUUGGAACCUGUUGCCUGCAGAUGGCCAGUCACCUGCCUUACAUCCAGCACCUUUACAGUGUCUCCUAGACUUUUCCACCAAAGAAGACUGUCCACACAUAGCCCCUCUCCUCAAACCCCAGAGUCAGUCGAAGUCCUCGGCUGCACCUACCCUCGAGAUUACAUGACGAACGUCACACCUAAAAUCCUGUCCAAUGUGGGCAGACAGCUUCAUAAUCAGGCCCAUCACCCACUGUGGAUCAUUAAAGAGCGGAUAAAAGAGCAUUUCUACCAUUCAGACAUAAGCCGAUCUGGCACGCCGCUCUUCUCAGUGCAUGAUAACCUCAGUCCUGUGGUCACAGUAGAGCAGAACUUCGACAGCCUACUUAUCCCAAAAGAUCACCCCAGCAGGAAAAAGGGCGACAACUACUACCUGAACCGCACACACAUGCUCCGUGCACACACCUCCGCUCACCAGAAGGAGCUAGUCCGUUCCGGCCUCGACUGCUUUCUGUUAGCUGGAGAUGUCUACAGGAGGGACGAGAUCGACGCCAACCACUAUCCUGUCUUCCACCAGAUGGAGGGAGUGCGACUGUUCUCCAACCAUGAGUUGUUUGCUCGAGUGAAGAACGGUGAGGACCUGUCACUGUUUGAACACGGUGGGCGGCGAACACCUGAGAAACAGGAGACUCACACUCUGGAGGCCGUGAAGCUGGUGGAGUUCAACCUGAAACACACACUCACCCGGCUCAUGAGGCAUCUCUUUGGAGAAGAGCUGGAGAUCCGCUGGGUGGAGUGCUACUUCCCGUUCACACACCCCUCUUUCGAAAUGGAGGUGCGCUUUCAGGGAGACUGGCUUGAGGUGCUGGGCUGUGGUGUGAUGGAGCAGGAACUGCUGCAUUCAGCUGGUGUGGAGAAUAAAAUUGGCUGGGCUUUUGGAUUGGGUCUGGAGAGGCUCGCAAUGGUUCUGUUCAACAUCCCGGAUAUCCGACUUUUCUGGAGCAAGGAUGAGCGCUUCCUAAAUCAGUUCCGUCUCGCCAACAUCAAUGACCCUGUCACCUUUCAGCCCUUCAGUAAAUAUCCACCACUCUUCAAUGACAUCUCCUUUUGGCUGCCAGCAGAAGGUUACACAGAGAAUGACUUCUACGAUUUGGUGCGCAGCAUAGGAAGUGAUCUCGUGGAGAAAGUCACUCUGCAAGACCAGUUCACUCAUCCAAAGACGAAGAAGGUGAGCCACUGUUACAGAAUCGUGUACCGUCACAUGGAAAGAACCCUAAGCCAGGAGGAGGUGCGGUUAAUUCACCUGGCUAUUGAACAAGCAGCUGAGCGAGAGCUGGGAGUUCAGGGCAGAUACUGAGAACUACUUGGCCUCUGGUACUCACUCUGGGAUGAAAUAAAGCAUAAAGUCUGUCUAUACCAAAA
Molecule: messenger RNA, 1581 nt
Organism: Trichomycterus rosablanca
Lineage: Eukaryota; Metazoa; Chordata; Actinopteri; Siluriformes; Trichomycteridae
Gene: fars2
Product: phenylalanyl-tRNA synthetase 2, mitochondrial
Exons: 7
Coding region: 152-1516 (454 amino acids)
Biological process (GO): phenylalanyl-tRNA aminoacylation
Cellular component (GO): mitochondrion; cytoplasm
Molecular function (GO): tRNA binding; phenylalanine-tRNA ligase activity; ATP binding
Source: RefSeq, a predicted model, not a curated record